UAGUUGUCGGCAAUGCGCUGUGAAAAAAGUAUAGCCGUCAUUACCUGGGCCAUCUUGACCUGCCAAUUUUUAUCAGCAGCUGAUUCCCUGCUUAACAAUAUUGACGAGAGCCACUACUUUCUGUUUCAACAACAAACUCUGACUCUGUUACAGAGGAAUAAUGGCGCAGUCAGUCCUUGAACAGUUGACUGACCUUGUUAAAGUGCUCGCUCUCGUGAUCUAUUAUUGGCUGGUUGCCAUAGUGAAGUCUGUUCUUCCAGCCAGUAUCCAGGGCAAAGAUGUUUCCAAGGAGACAGUUCUGAUUACAGGAGCAGGCAGCGGCAUAGGACGUCUGAUGGCUGAAAGGUUUGCAAAGCUAGGUUGUCGUCUUGUACUCUGGGAUGUCAACGAAACUGGAAAUGACGAAACCGCGAGCUUGUGCCGCAGUUCUGGCGUAACUGUCAAGACAUACACCAUAAAUUUGUGUUCCAGAGAGGAUGUGUAUCGUGUGGCUGCAAAGGUGAAGGAGGAUGUUGGACAGGUUGACAUUCUGGUGAACAAUGCUGGUAUCGUGACGGGCAAAAAAUUCCUCGAUUGUCCUGAUAACAUGGUCCAGAAAACCAUGGAAGUGAACGUAAUGGCACACUUUUGGACCGUCAAAGCCUUUUUGCCAGAGAUGAUCAAAAGAAACCACGGUCACGUUGUAAACAUUGCAAGUUCUGCUGGAUUGAUAGGAGUUAAUGGCCUUGCAGACUACUGCGCGAGUAAAUUUGCAGCUGUUGGGUUUGACGAGUCCCUGCGUUUCGAGCUGCAGUCCAUGGGACGGACGGGAAUUCACACCACUGUUGUCUGCCCCUUCUUCAUCAGUACUGGAAUGUUUGAGGGGGCAAAGACAAGGUUUCCCCUUAUUCUGCCGGUUCUGAAACCAGAUUAUGUUGCUGACAAGAUUGUGGAUGCUGUUCUGUGUAACCAGACCAUGUUAUGUCUACCCAGAAUCCUUUACGUCUUCUUCGCUCUGAAAGGAGUGUUGCCUCAUACCUGUCUGCAACUGCUUUGCGACCACCUGGGGGUUAACAAUUUUAUGGAUGAAUUUAAAGGGAGACAAUAGUUUGACAUAUCCAGUGACAGAGUGACUUCCCUUUCUACAAAAGGAUUUAUUUUAAAGGGAGAUUAUAAGUAAAGGUUGACAUAUUCAGUGGCAGAGUGAUAUCCCAUGUUAUGCAAAAAUAGUUGUUGUGAUUUUAUUUUAACAUUUUGUUACAUUAUUGCUUUUCAAUUUGCAAACUAGGGGACCAUAAAGAAUUAUCUGCCCUGUUAUGUAAACAUUGAUUAUUUAUUUUGUUAGAUCUCUGCUAUUUGAUUUCGAAGCUAGAUAUGUUAUUCACCCAUGACAUAUGAACACAAAAAGAAGAUAAAUGUAUGUGUGAAUGUUUUAGGGGCAUAUCAUAAAAAUAAACAUCAGCAAGAUUAUUUUCAUCCCUCAUCGUAUUUCAUACAAUGAACACAAUCCACAAAUGCCAUCAAACUUCCCAUUGACAGUGAACUUUAUCUUAUAUGAAUGUAUAAUGAUUAAAAAAGGGCUUUCCAAACCAACAACAGACUUCUGUAUAUAUCAAAUACAGCAUUUUAAUUCUUAUAAAUAUUGGAUGGUCACUGGUUCGAUCCCCACCACCAUUGGAGAGUUCUUUUGAUCUCUGUAAAGAAAUCAAGGACUAAUUCUACCAGGAGAUGGACUUGAGAGCGUUUCAAUUCUAUCCAGGAAAUGGACUUGGGCUUUCUAUGCAAACAAGCUGAAAUAAAUUAGUUUUAAAAAGGAUUAGCAGGAUGGCGAAAUCUCAUAUUGAAUUACUUGAAAAUUGUUUUGAAAGCUGUUUGCAUCUUGUCUACAGCAAUUUUAUUAUCAAAUUCUGGUGAAAAGUUUAUUUUGUCCCUUUUAUGCUCUUGAACAAUAUUGACAACGCGGACAGUUGAUGUUGCACAAUUUUGCAUCUACCAUCUACCGAAUGACAAAUAUUACAAAAAAGAAUCCAUUAAAUUGAAAUCACCACAGUAUGAAAUGUUAUCAAUUCCAUAAAAAAUGCACCGACAUUUUAAACAUGUUGUUAUCCUGACAUUGAUAUGCCCCUUGAACAAUUUAGCCUUGUUCUGAGAAAACUGGGCUAAAUGCAUGUGCGUAAAGUGUUGUCCCAGAUUAGCCUGUGCAGUCCGCACAGGCUAAUCAGGGACGACAUUUUCCUCUUUUAUGACAUUUUUCAUUUUAAUGAAGUAUCUUCCUAGCAAAAAUCCAAUUUAGGCGGAAAGUGUCGUCCCUGAUUAGCCUGUGCCAACUGCACAGGCUAAUCUGGGAUGACACUUUACGCAAAUGCAUUAUGCCCAGUUAUCUCAGAACACGACUCAAUUAUUGACAGUUUGUGGAAAUCAACCUUAUCAGGGAUUCUUGUUGCAUAUCAAGAAAUAAGAUGAAGUGUACAAUAACUAUUGCUCAAUCUUGAAGUGUGUUAUGUUUAUAUUGCAUACACUGUUUUUCUAUGUAA
This is a messenger RNA of Dreissena polymorpha, 2513 nucleotides long. Its product is annotated as epidermal retinol dehydrogenase 2-like. Gene Ontology annotation, molecular function: oxidoreductase activity, acting on the CH-OH group of donors, NAD or NADP as acceptor. The coding region runs from base 161 to 1087 and encodes 308 amino acids. Lineage: Eukaryota; Metazoa; Mollusca; Bivalvia; Myida; Dreissenidae. The record is from RefSeq and is a predicted model, not a curated record. Gene Ontology annotation, cellular component: lipid droplet. The transcript is spliced from 7 exons.